Molecule: messenger RNA, 924 nt
Organism: Fonsecaea multimorphosa CBS 102226
Lineage: Eukaryota; Fungi; Ascomycota; Eurotiomycetes; Chaetothyriales; Herpotrichiellaceae
Exons: 1
Coding region: 1-924 (307 amino acids)
Molecular function (GO): FMN binding
Source: RefSeq, a predicted model, not a curated record
AUGUCAGCAGCGCCGUCAAACCCGCAGGAAGCCCAGGCGAAGCACGACGCCGAAUCCAGCGUCAAACGCAACCCGCACGGCGACUUUGGCAAAGUGCAAGCCUCACGGCCGGACUGGGACGAGUCUCACACGUGGCGGUACACCAAGACGCGCAAUCCAGAGUGGACGUAUGGUUCUGGGUCAUCAUCAUCCACCACUUCCACGCCUGAGAACCUGCAACACAUCAGCAUCGACCCGUACGCGCCCGACCGACAGCCAGUGCAAAACUACAAGCUCCUGAUCAGCGGCAUCAUCCCGCGGCCGGUGGGCUUCCUCUCGACACGAUCCAAAGACGGCACAUCCACGAACCUAGCCCCGUUCUCGUACACACAGCUCUUCAACCACGACCCGCCCAUCUUCUGCGUGGGGUUUUCGGGAGGGUUCGACAAUGCCAAAGACUCGCUCAAGAACCUGGUCGAGAGCCGCGAGUGCGUCAUCAACAUCAUCUCCGAGGACUUUGUCGAGGCCGCCAACGCCUGCGCCAUCGAUCUGCCGUAUGGACUGUCCGAGUGGAGCGUGUCCGGACUGACACCCGCGCAGUGCGAGGUCGUCAAAUGCUCGCGGGUCAAGGAGAGCGUCUUUAGCGUCGAGGGCAAGCUACUGUCGACGCAAGAAUUCGAAUCGCGCUCCCCCAAGACACCUGGCAAGAAAACAGGUGUGCUCGCCAUCAUUGAAGGCGUGAGGUUCUGGGUCCGUGAAGACGCCAUCAACGAGGACCGCACACUGAUCGAUCCGGCCAUCCUAAGACCCGUGGGCAGACUCGGUGGCAUCACCUACGCCAGAGUGGUGGACGGGUUUGAGCUUCCCAGGCCGGUCUUGCAGGAGGAGAAGGACAAGGGCAAGCUCGACGAAGGGCUGCUCAGGGAGAAAGUAGACGGCCAGUGA